Molecule: messenger RNA, 936 nt
Organism: Vicia villosa (hairy vetch)
Lineage: Eukaryota; Viridiplantae; Streptophyta; Magnoliopsida; Fabales; Fabaceae
Product: alpha-amylase-like
Exons: 2
Coding region: 1-936 (311 amino acids)
Biological process (GO): carbohydrate metabolic process
Molecular function (GO): calcium ion binding; alpha-amylase activity
Source: RefSeq, a predicted model, not a curated record
AUGGGUGCGGCAUUGUCAACUGUUUACUACAAUAUGAGGCUUAGACAUCCAGCACUAGAUAUGCCACUUAUAGAUUAUGCUUUGGCUUUGCUUUUCCAACCUUUUGCUGAUUGGAUGCUCACGGUUUUUCCUAUCAUGAUAUUCAUAGAUUACUAUCAAAUUGUACCUGACAUUGAUCAUCUCAAUCCACAAGUACAAAAAGAGUUAUCUGAAUGGCUGAACUGGCUCAAAACCGAAAUCGGAUUCUCCGGAUGGAGAUUUGAUUUCGUCAAAGGCUAUGCUCCUAACAUAACUAAAAUUUACGUGGAGAACACUAAACUAGAUUUUGCAGUUGGAGAGUAUUUUAACUCACUUUCUAACAGUGGUGAUGGGAAGAUUAACUUUAACCAAGACGCGGCGAGAGGCGAACUUGCUAACUGGGUUGAAGGUGAUGGUGGCGGUGUUGUUACCGAAUUUGAUUUUACCACCAAAGGGAUUCUUCAAGCUAUUGUACAAGGGGAACUAUGGAGGUUGAAAGAUUCAAACAGAAAACCACCUGGAUUGAUCGAUAUAAAACCCAAAAACGAUGUAACAUUUAUUAUUAAUCAUGAUACAAGUUCAACUCAGAGGCUUUGGCCAUUUCCUUCUGAUAAAGUAAUGUUGGGUUAUGCAUAUAUUCUAACACAUCCCGGAACACCAUCAAUAUUCUAUGAUCAUUUCAUUGAUUGGGGUUUGAAGGAUGAGAUAACGAAAUUGGGAUCAAUAAGACCGAAGAAUGGCAUAAACGAGAAAAGUAGUGUGAACAUUCUGGCUGCUAAUGCUGACCUUUAUGUAGCAAAGAUAGAUGACAAGAUUAUUGUGAAAAUAGGACAAAAUAUGGACAUUGGAAAUCUUCUUCCACCAAGUUUUAAGGUUGUUGCUUCUGGCAAAGACUAUGUUGUUUUUGGGAGUGCAUAA